This is a messenger RNA of Dreissena polymorpha, 2484 nucleotides long. Its product is annotated as DNA-directed DNA/RNA polymerase mu-like. The record is from RefSeq and is a predicted model, not a curated record. Gene Ontology annotation, molecular function: DNA-directed DNA polymerase activity; DNA binding. Lineage: Eukaryota; Metazoa; Mollusca; Bivalvia; Myida; Dreissenidae. The transcript has 10 exons. The coding region runs from base 33 to 1742 and encodes 569 amino acids. Gene Ontology annotation, cellular component: nucleus. Gene Ontology annotation, biological process: double-strand break repair via nonhomologous end joining.
AAGUAAACAAUUAAACAACAACAACCAAGAACAUGUAUGACAAUCCAAUUAUUUAUAUUUUAGAAGCAAGAAUUCAAAGACAGCGUUUAAAAGACAUGCAAAAUUCAGCACGAAAAAGACAAAUGUCAAUAGCAGAGCAAUAUAGCUCAUCAGUGACUCAUAUUGUAACAGAGUUUGACAAUGCUGAUGCUGUUGCACGCAAACUUGGACUUGAAUCUGCCAGAUGUUUAAAUCAGAGACAAGUAGUGAAAUUGCAGUGGUUUGCAGAUUGCAUAAGGGCUGGCUGUAUAGUGCCAGUGGAUGAGCACCAUAAAGUGAAAUCUGGAGAAAAUAAUCAGUCUGUGAGAGAGGUAGCCCCACCAGUGUCUGCCCGUAUCCCUGACUAUGCCUGCCAGAGGCACACUCCUCUCCAGCAUCACAAUACCAAAUUCACGGAUGCAUUGGAAAUAUUGGAGAAGUAUGCAGAUCUAAGAUACGACGAUCAAGAUUACUCAAGAGCACUUGCGUUUCGGCGAGCGUCAUGUGUGUUGAAGUCCCUGUCACGGCCGUUGUCAAGGUUGAGUGAGAUACAGAAUGUGACCCACAUCGGGAGUCACAGUCAGAAGGUCAUACAGGAAAUUCUUGAAGAUGGCACAAGUGAAGAAGUGGAAAAAAUAUGUGCAGAUCCUUGGUUCCAGAAAAUGAAGUUGUUCACUGCAAUAUUUGGGAUAGGACCUGCACGAGCCAAGGAGUUCAUAGCCAAAGGCUGGAGCAGUAUACAGGAGGUACGGGAUGGAUGUACAUCAUCAGACUGGAGGAUCCAGUGGGGUCUUGCUUUCCAUGAGGACCUAACUACCCCUGUGACUAGGGCAGAGGCUGACUACAUUCUGGGGGUAGUCAGGCGCCAUGUGGACAGGGUGCUGCCUGGAGCUGUGAUGGAGCUUACUGGGGGAUUCAGAAGAGGAAAACAGACUGGUCAUGAUGUGGACAUAUUAAUCAUGCAUCCCUUAGAAAACAAAAUAAUAGGAGCUCUACCAAGACUGUUGCAGAGCCUACAGAGUCAUGACAUAGUGUUGUGUGGCCGCCAUGAGAGGAGUACAUACCACGAGGAACUACUGACACAGAAUACAAAGCUCUCGCCUAGAGGUCAGUUAGACCAUUUUGAGAAAUGGAUAGGUAUUAUUAAGGUGCCAAAUAAAAUACGAAUCAAGAAUGAUCAAAGUGAUAAAACUUCAUCUCAUCAACUUGGAAACAACAAAUGCAAUACAGACAUGAAAGAAAACAAGGACAAAUGUGAGAACAGAAACUUUCAAAGUGACAAGAACACUGAUUCAUGUAAGAGAGAUGUAGGAAAUGAGUCAGUCUUAUAUCAAAGACAGGAAGAUACUCUAGACUCUGGCUCGGCUAUCUCAGAUUCAUUGGAAGAUGUGUGGGAAAGCUUGGAUAAAGCAUCGUCAUCCUCUAGCCCAAGUCAUGGCAAUCCAAGGGAGGUAAAAGCCAGCCAGGGAGACUGGAUUGCAAGAAGGGUUGAUCUCAUUAUCUCCCCUUUCAGUCAGUUUUUCUAUGCACUGGUAGGCUGGACAGGUAGUAAGCAGUUCAACAGGGACGCGCGCACCUAUGCUGAACGAGAGAUGAACAUGAAACUCUCCAGUCAUGGCCUGUACGACUUCAAUCAGGGGAAGCAGCUUGUGGCCAGUAGCGAGCGUGAAGUGUUUGACAACCUGAAGCUGCCUUACUUUGAACCUCAGGAUAGAAACUGCUGAUAAAUGUUGCCUCUGUGCAUCAAAAUAUAAAGUGUUCUAACACCAAACUCUGCUUAUUUUUAUUAUGCAAAGAAGGAAAUCAAGUGUUGGCUUUUUUGCAAUGUUCGUGGUGGUUUCCUAGGUUUUGCAAAAUGUUCUGAUGAAUCCAGGGAAAUUGAACAGUGAAAUGCACAGGCUCAAACGUACCUUAUCAAAAUUUUAAAACCUUGACAUCUUGGAUAAAUGUGAUGCAAACAAAGUUUGAUAUAUUGUGAUAAAAUAUAUAAUAUAAUUUAUACAAAACUUGAGUUCUUAAAAUUUAUAACAGUUUUGAGCUUUUUCGUAGCAUUAUGCAUUCACUAUAGUUUUGCUUUGUUUGGGGUUAUAUUAAACUUUUUAAUUUAUUACUAAAUCAUUUGACAUCAUUUGUUUCAUUUUUCUUUAGUUUAAUUGUGAGCAUAUUGUUGUAAGGGUUAGAUGACAUAAUUAAAACAUGGGGAUCAAUUAACGUCAUAGAAAGAUGUGUAUAAUUUUGAAAAAAUAGUUCUCGUGCAAUAACUUUAAAUGUUCAGAGGACAAAUAAUAUCAUGUUAGAAUCAAAAUAAUACAUUUUAUACCAUAAUUUGCUGUAGAAUAACCCACAGCCAGGGGUAUAGAUGCUUAACAUUCCUGAUUUAAUUCCAACACAUUUAUUCUCCUUACUGUUAUUCCACAAAAACUAUUAACUAAAAUUGUGAAUUCUUAAUAAAGAAAUUAUUAAGUU